This is a messenger RNA of Annulohypoxylon truncatum, 3025 nucleotides long. RefSeq names its product glycoside hydrolase family 32 protein. The transcript is spliced from 2 exons. Gene Ontology annotation, biological process: sucrose catabolic process. Gene Ontology annotation, molecular function: sucrose alpha-glucosidase activity. The record is from RefSeq and is a predicted model, not a curated record. Lineage: Eukaryota; Fungi; Ascomycota; Sordariomycetes; Xylariales; Hypoxylaceae. The coding region runs from base 603 to 2630 and encodes 675 amino acids.
UUUUCGAGGCAUUGGAAAAAGUUAACUUGAGAAGUUUACCGGCUUAUGUGCCUAUCCUCCAUGCAGCUCGUAAAAUGGUGUUGUCUUCCACGCCUACGCAGGAUGGACAAUGCGUUUUGGAAGCUUAGAUGGGCUGCCCAUAGAUAAAAUCUCAGAUAAGCCGACCCCGCCACCUGAUUACCUUGACGGAUGAAGCACUCGACUUCUAAAAUAAUAUCUAGGUAAGAGGCGAUGAAUGAGCCAAGAGUGGAACCCCGAUGACUUGGAAGAACAUAAUCCAUAACACCGUCGCGAUAUUUACAUUCUAGCUGCGGAGUUCUCCGCCAACUUUCGGUCUAUGAUAUUCGUAGAACUGGAUGAGGGGUUUUGGAGAAAUCACGUUAGUUUCCAAGGGCCUCCUCACCGGCUUGUAGAACAGCAAGAAUUUUUGCGACUAAAAGCUAUUGGAAUUUACCAGUAAGGCCGAGGCUAUAACUGUUGUAGCUAGUGCCAAAGUAACACCCCACGCAUCUCCAGUCUCUCCCCUGAUCCUCCCCUGACCCCAAGCCCGGUUUCUCCGCAAAUCUCCACACGAACUCCAAGUUCCGGGCCUGCUGAUGUGAAUGCAAUUUCGUAGUGGGGAAACGCUACGGGUGAAGUCUAGAUACGAAUGCAAGACCGAACGCAUUUCGAUGCAGCAGUCUAUAAGUAGAAGGCUACCACACGAUGUGACCAUGAACUGCGAUGAUCCUGAGCGUGUCUUCCCAACAGCUUCGUACACAACAGCCCAAGACAAGAUGAAGCUUUCCCCAGCUGUUCUAGCGGGGUCCCUCGUGGCCAGACAGGAGAUUGACUACAACUCGGCUCCGCCGAACUUAUCGACCCUUGCCAACUCAAGUCUCUUUGAGACAUGGCGGCCGAAAGCCCACGUUCUCCCGCCUUCUGGCCAGAUCGGCGAUCCGUGUAUGCACUACACGGACCCGAACACAGGACUCUUCCACGUCGGCUUUUUAUAUAAUGGCAAUGGUGCUGCGGGUGCAACAACAGAUGAUCUCGUCACAUAUAAGGACAUCAACGCAGAUGGAGCGCAAUUCAUUGUGCCGGGCGGGAAUAAUGAUCCCGUCGCAGUAUUCGAUGGAUCGGUUAUUCCUAGUGGUAUCAACGGUACCCCUACCCUCCUCUAUACGUCUGUCUCCUACCUGCCAAUUCAGUGGACCAUUGCAUACACUAGAGGAAGCGAAACGCAGUCUCUUGCGGUAUCAACCGACGGCGGCCAUAACUUCACCAAGCUCGAGCAAGGACCGGUCAUCCCAUCACCUCCCUUCGCAGUCAAUGUGACGGGCUUCCGCGACCCUUACGUGUUCCAGAACGGCAAGCUUGACACCUACCUUAAGAGCGCCCCGGGUACAUGGUACGCCGUCAUCUCCGGAGGCGUCCACGGCGAAGGCCCCAGCCAAUUCCUCUACCGUCAGCACGACCCCGACUUCCAAUACUGGGAGGAACUAGGCCAAUGGUGGCACGAGCCAGCCAACUCGACCUGGGGCAACGGCGACUGGGCCGGCCGGUGGGGCUACAACUUCGAAGUCGGCAACAUUUUUAGCUUGGACGAGCAAGGCUACAAUGCGAACGGCGACGUAUUCGCCACUUUGGGCGCGGAAUGGUCGUUGGAUCCCAUCGUGCCGCAAGUAUCGGAUUUCCGCGAGAUGUUAUGGGCUGCUGGAAACGUCUCUCCCACCUGCGGCGGCAAAAAGGUCAAGUUCACGCCCAACAUGGCCGGCAAGCUCGACUGGGGACACUCUGCUUACGCUGCUGCCGGAAAAGUGCUGCCCGCUAGCUCCCAAGCCUCGCAGAAGAGCGGCGCUCCUGAUCGUUUCAUCUCUUAUGUGUGGUUGACCGGAGACUACUACGGUACUCUCGAUUUCCCGACGGAACAGCAGAAUUGGACCGGCGCGCUCUUGCUCCCGCGCGAGUUGAGCAUUGGGAAGAUUAACAAUGUCGUCGACAACGAGCUUGCGCGCGAGACUGGAUCGUGGCGCGUUAAGAGCAACCACUCCGGCAUAUUGACGUUAGAGACCCUCAAGCAGGAGAUAUCGCGCGAAGCGCUCGCCAAGCUUACCAGCGGCACUCCGUUCACCGAGCCCGGCCGGACGUUGAACUCGCCAGGCGCCGCCACAUUCCAGACCGUGCCCUCGAACAAAUUCCACGUCAUCACCGCAACCCUUUCUUUCCCUCAAGCGAGCCGGGGUAGCGACUUGAAGGCCGGUUUCCAGAUCUUGUCAUCCGAGCACGAGAGCACGACGAUCUACUACCAGUUCUCCAACGAAACCGUCAUGAUCGACCGCACGAACACGAGCGCCGCGGCCCUUACCACGGAUGGUAUCGACUCUCGUAACGAGUACGGUCGACUGCGUUUAUUCGACAUUGUUGAGGGCGAGCAUAAGGUGGUCGAAACUCUUAACUUGACCAUCGUGGUGGACAACUCUGUCGUUGAGGUCCAUGCCAAUGGACGAUUUGCCAUUUCUACCUGGGCUCGAUCAUGGUAUGAAUCUUCGAGGGAAAUCCGCUUUUUCCAAGACGGCAGCGGCGAAGUAACGUUCGGAAAUGUGACGGUGUACGAGGGGCUGUAUGAUGCCUGGCCGGAUCGGAGCUAAUGAGUGAUGAAAGCACUAUAUGAUAUCUAAUAGAUAAUCUUGAAUACGAGUAAUGCAUAAUUCACCUAGCCAUUGACGCAGUUUCCCGUUUGCUGAUUUACUCACGAUUGAAGCGGCAAGACCUUUGUUCCAAUGGAGACGUGUAGUGACUGCAAGUUCGCCUACCUCUGCCUAUGCUCGGGAUAGUAGAGUUCACCGGAUUAAGACCUAUCGGGGGAAUAAGGGCUGCCGAAUUGGUAGAGGGCCUGGAUUAUGCAAUCCCAAUUGAGGCAAACGCGGAGUUAAUGACACUGGACAUAGAAAGAAGGAGUUUAGAGCUCGAAGCUCAAUGAAACUCGUAGACAUGCUUAACGGACAGCUGUCAAGUCACGGGCGGAGAUAACCUCCUCGCGGCA